CCCGUGUCCUCUGCAUCGGCAGGCGGACUCUCAACCACUGCGCCACCAGGGAAGCCCUCCACACUUGAGUUUUAACCUGCAAAAGGGCAAAGACUGGGCCUUGCCUGGGGCCAUACUCACAGCACCCAACAUAAUACCUGGCACAGAGCAGGUUCUCAAAAUAAUUCAUGAAUCAAAUAAAAUAAUGAAGGCAGGCCAAGAAGACUUGUAGAAAGAGGGGAGUUUGUCCUGCCUAGGCUUUUAAAGGCUAAGGAGGCAAAGAAACUAAGAGGGGGACAAACGAACCCAUGAACUCCACUGGAUCCCAACUCCCUCCGGCCCCACCCAUCACUGAAAUGUUCUGUUUCCCAAACCUCAGGACGCCCAGUCCCUCACGUCUCAGAGCACCCCAACCCCCAUCUGCAUCCCUCCCUUCCUGCCUCUCAGCCACGCCCUCUCUGCCCCGAGCCAGCGCUUGCUUUUGGGGGUGGUAAUGGGCCCCGUGGGAACUGAGUUACCUCCACAAGGCCUGGCCAGGGUGGGGCGGUGCCUGUCCCUGGGGGUGAGCCUCUGGGCUGUGCAGUUACGUCGGAUGAGCAGCAGAGAGCCAGACUCCAGCUGUCACUAUGGCUGAGUUCAGGGUGAGGGUAUCCACUGGGGAGGCCUUCGGGGCUGGCACGUGGGACAAAAUGUCUGUCAUCAUCGUGGGGACCGAAGGAGAGACCCUGCCACUGCCCCUGGACCAUUUCGGCAAAGAGUUCAGCGCCGGCGCUGAUACUAAACUUGCCCCCCAGGAGGAGGACUUCAAGGUGACGUGCCCCCAGGACGUGGGCCGGGUGCUGCUGCUGCGCGUGCACAAGGCUCCCCCCACGCUGCUCCGUCCUUUCUGGCCCCUGGCCUCGGACGCCUGGUUCUGCCGCUGGGUCCAGCUCACGCCGCCCCGGGGCGCCCCCCUCCGCUUCCCCUGCUACCAGUGGCUGGAGGACCAGGGGAGCCUGGUACUGCGGGAGGGGACAGCGAAGAUUUCCCGGGAGGACCGCCACCCCACCCUCCAGCAGCAGCGCCAGGAGGAGCUGCAGGCCAGGCGGGAGACGUACAGCUGGAAGACUUACAUCCCAGGCUGGCCUCGCUGCCUCAACGAGGAGACCAUAAAAAACCUGGACCUCAACAUCAAAUACUCUCUGGCAAAGAACAUCACCUUCUACCUGCGAGGCAGCUCGAUGUUGGCACAUCUGAAACUCAAAGGGCUGCUGGACCGCAAGGGGCUCUGGAAGAGCCUGGAGGAGAUGAGAAGUGUGUUCAACUUCUGGAAGACCCCAGCCGUGGAGUAUGUGUUUGAGCACUGGCAGGAGGAUGCCUUCUUCGCCUACCAGUUCCUGAAUGGCCUCAACCCGGUCCUGAUCCGCCGCUGUCGCCACCUCCCAAAGAACUUCCCUGUCACUGAUGCCAUGGUGGCCCCAGUGUUGGGCCCCGGGACGAGUCUGCAGGCUGAGCUGGAGCUCAGCCAGACCCCUGGGCCCGACAGCCCCAUCUUUCUGCCCAGCGACGACAAGUGGGACUGGCUGCUGGCCAAGACGUGGGUGCGCAAUGCCGAGUUCUCCAUCCACGAGGCCCUCACACACCUGUUACAGGUACACCUGGUGACCGAGGUCUUCACCCUGGCUACGCUGCGCCAGCUGCCUCACUGCCACCCACUCUUCAAGCUGCUGAUCCCACACACACGGUACACCCUGCACAUCAACACGCUGGCCCGUGAGCUACUCAUUGCCCCCGGGAAGGUGGUGGACAGGUCCACAGGCCUUGGCAUUGAAGGUUUCUCUGAGCUGAUACAGAGGUACAUGGAACAGCUGAACUAUUCCGUCCUGUGUCUGCCUGAGGAUAUCCGGGCCCGAGGAGUUGAAGACAUCCCAGGCUACUACUACCGGGAUGAUGGGAUGCAGAUCUGGGGUGCAGUGGAAUGCUUUGUCUCCGAAAUGAUCGGCAUCUACUACCUGAGCGAUGAGUCUGUCCGCGAUGACAGUGAACUCCAGGCCUGGGUGUGGGAGAUCUUCUCCGAGGGCUUCCUAGGCCGGGAGAGCUCAGGCGUACCCUCCUCCCUGGGGACACGGGAAGCCCUGAUACAGUAUGUCACUAUGGUGAUAUUCACCUGCUCGGCCAAGCAUUCCGCUGUCGGUACAGGGCAGUUUGACUUCAGUGCCUGGAUGCCCAACCUGCCACCUACCAUGCAGCUGCCACCGCCCACCUCUAAAGGCCAGGCAAGCCCGGAGAGGUUCAUAGCCACCCUCCCACCAGUCAAUGCCACAUGUGAUGUCAUCGUUGCCCUCUGGGCACUGAGCAAGGAGCCUGGAGACAGACGGUCCCUGGGCACCUACCCGGAAGAACACUUCACGGAGGCGGCCCCGUGCUGGAGCAUCGCGGCCUUCCAGAGCCGCCUGGCUCAGAUCUCGCGAGACAUCCAGGAGAGAAACCAGGACCUGGAGCUCCCCUACACCUACCUGGACCCUCCCAUCAUCGAGAACAGCGUCUCCAUCUAAAUCCCCUGGGGAAAAGGGCCCCACAUGACAUCCCUUUGACCCCAUAGCUCUAGGCUACCUGCCACCCAGAGAAAAGGACUCCCCAGAAAACCAGGCCCCCAUAUGCCCCUGCUGGGUCUGGUGUAACUCAUCCCCAAUACACCGCAAAACAGAAACAAAAAAAACCCCAGAGAAUAAAAGCUCAUUGGACGGCACCACUAUGCCUUUUGAAGACUCCAAGCCUCAAAGUCCUGCACAGCCACAGCGCCCUGGAAGGGUACCAUAGGGGGAACACAGUCCUGCCCCCAAUCCCACUGACCACAGCUGACUGGACCUAAUGGUCAUGCGGCUCAAGGGCAGCCCUCUUCCAGACCGUCCAGCAGCAUAAGGCGUGGCCCGCCUGAAAACUGCUCGAGAGGUUGAUGGUGACCUAUGGUCCCAACUUUAAAAUGAACAACCCACUGAGAAAGGGCCAUGGGAAGCAGGGCAGAAGGAAGACCUACUGCCGGGGAUUUGCAGGCAGUGCCCACAUAUGCUUUCUAAAAAAAACAUACCCUGGGACUUCCCCGGUGGCUCGGUGGUUAAGAAACCGCCUGCCAAUGCAGGGGACACGGGUUCGAGCCCUGGUCCGGGAAGAUCCCAUAUGUGGUGGAGCAACUAAACCUGUGUGCCACAACUACGGGAGCCCACAUGCCUAGAGCCCGUGCUUCGCAACAAAAGAAGCCACCGUAAUGAGAAGCCCGUGCACUGCAACGAAGAGUAGCCCCCGCUUGCCGCAACUAGAGAAAGCCCGCGCGCAGCAAAGAAGACUGAGCACAGCCAAAAAUAAAUAAAUAAAUAAAUUUUUAAUUAAAAAAAUAAAUAAAUACUACAUUAAAGAGUGAUAAGUGCUGAAGAGAAGCUAUAAAUCAGGGAAGGAUAAUACAGUAAGUCCCCUACACACGAACCUUCAAGUAGCCAGCUUUUAAAGAUGCGAACAUGCUUUCGCAUAUCCAAUCACCUAAGUUAGCUCCCGUGUCUGGUAUAUAUUGUCAUGUCCCUGCAUCCUCUGCAAGUGGUUGUGCUUUUGUGUACUUUACUGUACAGCGCUGUAUAGAGUACAGCAGUACAGUAUCUUUAUUUCAAGCCCAGGAUGUCUGGAAGCAGGAAUAGAAGCAGUGGUGAUGUAGCUGGUACUGCUGAGAAGCGCCAGCUGUUGUACUGCACUGCUGUACUUCUCAAGGUACCGUCCUGUAAGAUUAAAAAUGUUUUCUUUA
Messenger RNA from Orcinus orca (killer whale), 3748 nucleotides. Its product is annotated as polyunsaturated fatty acid lipoxygenase ALOX15B. Bases 606 to 2513 code for a protein of 635 amino acids. Gene Ontology annotation, biological process: linoleic acid metabolic process; lipid oxidation. The transcript has 13 exons. Lineage: Eukaryota; Metazoa; Chordata; Mammalia; Artiodactyla; Delphinidae. Gene Ontology annotation, molecular function: protein binding; iron ion binding; arachidonate 15-lipoxygenase activity. The record is from RefSeq and is a predicted model, not a curated record.